Suricata suricatta (meerkat) is the source of this 1812-nucleotide messenger RNA. RefSeq names its product SAM domain, SH3 domain and nuclear localization signals 1 (gene SAMSN1). The record is from RefSeq and is a predicted model, not a curated record. The transcript has 8 exons. NCBI's taxonomy places the organism in Eukaryota, Metazoa, Chordata, Mammalia, Carnivora, Herpestidae. Gene Ontology annotation, molecular function: protein binding. The coding region runs from base 86 to 1207 and encodes 373 amino acids.
CAUCAUAAGCGUCACACUGCUCACAGCCUUCAGUUGUUUCUGUGACAACAGAAAGUGCACUCACUUGGAGUAGUCUGAAUUCAAAAUGCUGAAGAGAAAACCAUCCAAUGCCUCAGAGAAGGAGAAGCAUCAAAAACCAAAGCGCAGCAGCAGUUUUGGGAAUUUUGAUCGUUUUCGGAAUAAUUCCAUUUCAAAGCCAGAUGAUUCAACUGAGGUAUGUGAAGGAGAACCCAUAAAUGAAAAUGGAGAACAAAAUAAAACUUCAAAUAAUGGAGGAAGUUUAGGAAAAAGAAUGAGAGCUAUUUCCUGGACAAUGAAGAAAAAAGUGGGUAAAAAAUACAUCAAAGCCCUUUCUGAGGAAAAGGAUGAGGAAGAUGGAGAGGAUACCCUCCCAUACAGGAACAGUGACCCAGUGAUUGGAUGUCACACAGAGAAGAUCUCCCUCAAAGCCAGUGACUCCAUGGAUAGUCUCUACAGUGGGCAGAGUUCUUCAAGUGGAGUAACGAGCUGUUCAGAUGGUACAAGUAACCGGGAUAGCUUUCGACUUGAUGAUGAUGGCCCCUACUCUGGACCGUUCUGUGGCCGGGCCAGAGUACAUACUGAUUUUACACCAAGCCCCUAUGACACUGACUCCCUCAAAAUCAAGAAAGGAGACAUCAUAGACAUUAUCUGUAAAACACCAAUGGGGAUGUGGACAGGAAUGCUGAACAAUAAGGUGGGAAACUUCAAAUUUAUUUAUGUGGAUGUCAUCUCAGAAGAGGAAGCAGCCCCCAAGAAAAUAAAGGCACACCGAAGGAGUGGAAAGGAAAAACCCAAGACUCUGCAGGAAUUCUUACAGUGGAUUCACCUUCAGGAAUACACCUCAACACUGUUACUCAACGGUUAUGAGACCCUAGAAGAUUUAAAGGAUAUAAAUGAAAGUCAUCUCAUGGAAUUAAACAUUACAAACCCAGAAGACAGGAUGAGGUUACUAUCAGCUGCUGAAAACCUCCUUGAUGAAGAAACUAUUCAAGAGCAAGAAAAUGAAUCUGAGCCCCUAUCCUUAAGGCCAGACAUCUCCUUAAAUAAGUCACAGUUAGAUGACUGCCCGAGGGACUCUGGUUGUUAUAUCUCAUCAGAAAAUUCAGAUAAUGGCAAAGAAGAUCUGGAGUCUAAAAAUCUCUCUGACAUGGUACAGAAGAUUACUAUCAGAGAGACAAGUGACUGAAUGCACAUUCUCAACUUUAUAUCUACAGACACAUUCCACUUUAACUCUAUUUGAGCUAAAAGAUCAAAUAGGAGAAAAUGGGAAGUAUUUGUCAAUAUAACCUAAAGUUAAAAUAUUUUAAUCAGAAUGACUUUACACAAAUGUUCAUGUCUCCAACAUUCCCAAUUAUUGUAAAUAGUAUAUAUAUUUAUUAUUUUGAAUGCUACAUGUUGAUAUUUCAUUUGCCUGUAUUAGAAAAAGUACAGUGUAAGUCUUUGGUGUGUGUGAGAUAAGAUUUAUUCAUCUUUAUUUUAUAAGUGCAAAAUGAAAAAUUCUGCAGGAAAAAAAACUCCUUAUAUCAUCCCUGCCAGUUUUGAACUUAUGUACGUUAUUGAACAAAUAGUAAUGGAGCAUGUAUCUGUAUAACCAAUUGUCCAAGCAGGAGUCACACUCAUUUUUAUACUUUAUAGGAAAGUGUGAGUUGAUAUUGGAGACAUUUUCUCUUGAUCCACAGUGGAGUUUUAGUAAUUAUUUUUUCUUACUUUUUUCACUGUUAUCUGGUACAAAAGAAUUGUUAACAAGAUGUCAUCAAUUCUAUUUCAGUAAAGCUAAUUUUAAUAAUUGUA